CGCUGGUUACUACUUAGUGUGUUUCUCUGCUGUUAUGUCUGAAACUGUACCUGCAGCUCCUGCCGGUUCUGUUCCAGCAGCUAUGGAGAGACUUCUAGCCAAGAAGCGAGGGAAAAAGUCAGCUUCCUUGACGGUUGCAAGUCGCAAAGCGACCAACCUCUCCGUGUCCAAGUUGAUCACCGAGGCCCUUUCAAUGUCACAGGAAAGAGUAGGUAUGUCACUGGCUGCGCUCAAGAAGUCACUGGCCGCUGCUGGCUACGACGUGGAGAAGAAUAACAGCCGCAUUAAACUGUCCCUCAAAAGCUUAGUGAACAAAGGAAUCUUGGUGCAAACCAGGGGUACUGGUGCCUCCGGUUCCUUUAGGCUCAGUAAGAAGGUCACUCCUAAGUCUACCAGGAGUAAGGCCAAAAAGUCUACUUCUGCCAAGACCAAGAAGCUGGUUUUAUCCAGGGACUCCAAGUCUCCAGAGACUGCUAAAACCAGUAAGAGAGCCAAGAAGCCGAGGGCAACAGCUCCUAAAAAGGCUGUUAGAAACGGGAGAAAGCCUAAAGGAGCCAAGGGUAAGCAACAGCCGAAGAGCCCAGUGAAGGCAAGGGCUGGAAAGCCAAAACUGACCCCACAACAUAAAAGUAAUGUUAGAAAGGCCACAUCUAAGAAGUAAAGAGCUUUCCAGGAAGCCGAUUGAGAAAGAACACAAAGGCUCUUUUAAGAGC
Messenger RNA from Saimiri boliviensis boliviensis (Bolivian squirrel monkey), 713 nucleotides. It is a transcript of the gene H1-6, whose product is annotated as H1.6 linker histone, cluster member. The record is from RefSeq and is a predicted model, not a curated record. Lineage: Eukaryota; Metazoa; Chordata; Mammalia; Primates; Cebidae. Gene Ontology annotation, biological process: nucleosome assembly. Gene Ontology annotation, molecular function: structural constituent of chromatin; DNA binding. Gene Ontology annotation, cellular component: nucleosome.